This is a messenger RNA of Neurospora hispaniola, 1330 nucleotides long. RefSeq lists its product as uncharacterized. The record is from RefSeq and is a predicted model, not a curated record. The transcript is spliced from 4 exons. Bases 266 to 1189 code for a protein of 307 amino acids. NCBI's taxonomy places the organism in Eukaryota, Fungi, Ascomycota, Sordariomycetes, Sordariales, Sordariaceae.
UCGUCGCGUUUCUCUCCAAUUAAGCCCUGAUUUACGUUUCAGCUUGAAGGCAUCAACAAGGAAUUUCGAGGGUCUUGGCUCAGACAACGUCGUCACCGAGUUCACCUCAGACCGUCUUAGGAGAGACACGCUACAAUAGCACGGUCGCCACCACCGCGUGUUGCGCCCAUCUUCAUCAGGACUUCAUAACGUCUUGCGCCAAACCGUUUCCAACUUACACCACUUUCACUUUUCCCUUCGACUUCAACCACAUCGAUAGAUAGCCAUGUUGGUCAUCAAGUCUCUGGCGCUGCUCGCCGCAGCUGUUCUGGUGACUGGACAGUCCAUCGACAGUCUGCCCACAUGUGCUCAAAACUGUUAUUACUCUUCUCGUGAUGGAUUCGCGCAGUGUACUGGUGCUGAUCAGGGUAACAUGGCGUGCCUUUGCCCCAAGACCGAAUUCUUCAGCGCCAUUCAUGACUGUGCGAGUCAGGCUUGCCAGGCUGAGUACGGCGCGGACGCCAAUGGGUACGCUGAUUCUGCUGUAACCGCAGCCCAGGCUGUGUGUGCAACUGCGACGGCUUCUGCUGGCGCACCACCCGCAACAUCAGUGGCUCCCGCAAACUCCGAUGCUGCGGCACCGCCGGCGAGUACUACGGUACCCGGAUCUAGUGCUGCUGCCUCUGCGGUGCCUUCUGCAGCGCCUACUUCUGUCCCGACGGAUGCCGGGGCCACAAGUGCGACGGCCCCAUCAACAGGUGCCGCUUCCACUACUGAGGGCUCCGCAUCAGCAACAUCAACUGGUGCCGGCGCGAUCGCGCCCGUGCCUACUGAGGGCUCCGGCACCACUUCCGUUUCUUCCCCGGCGCCAACCUCUGAUGACAAGGGCGAGGAUGAUCAUGCCGCUGGUGGACUCUCGUCAGGUGCUAAAGCCGGCAUUGGUGCAGGCAUCGGAGUGGGAGCCCUGGUCUUGCUUAUCGCCGUCGCCCUUGUGCUUUUCCGCAAGCGCAGCACGACGAAGGAUCACAUCAAGAUCGCCGAUCCUGUGGCGGGUGGAGGCAAUUUUGGAAGCGAUCCGUACAACCACAACAAUUUCUCGAAAGUCACAAGCCACGGCGGCAUGACCAUGAUGAGCGAGAACGAGUUGGAGUUGAAGACUCAUAGGUACGAGGACAUGGUGCCUAGAGCGCAGCCAAGGAACAUGGUGUAAACUUGCACUGGUAGUGCUCAAGUGAUGUAUGGGAAGAGAAAUGAUGAACAAAAUAAGGAAAGACUGGAAGCAGAAUCAAAAAGAACACAAGACCACAGCGAGCGCAGGCGACCAAAGAAUAGGGGCAUAUGUAGCUGGACU